AUGGCAGCAAUUACACCUACAGGCCCUCUGAGCUUUGCGCAGGUUAUGGAGCUGGAAAAGGUAUCAUCGGAAGGUGAGGUUUACAUGAGUAAAUAUCCGGCAAUAUCCUUUGACUACCAGCCUGGAAAGCCAUUAAGCGCACAACGAUCCUACGGAGGACAUGUCUUCGCACAAUCAAUAUGGGCCGCAAGCUUGCCAUUCAAAGAUUCCGGUCUCCAAGUCCAUGAGGCAAAUGGCUAUUGGACUCAAGGGGGGCAUGGAAACCGUCCAUUCCUUUAUACUGUCACGACACUGUCGGAAACCCGAUCAUUCGUUUUACGACAGGUCACGGCCCGCCAACCGACUACGCUGUCCGAUGACUGCCCGUUUCCUACGACCGACGCAUCAAAACCAUUCGGACCGGUGGCGUUUGCGCUGACUUGCUCCUUGAAGCGAAGGGAAGAUGGCCCGGCGUACGGAGUAAGCAUCGAUGCAGAAAGGUAUGGCGAUGUGCUCCGUAGAGAUCCCACCACGCACGCAUCCGAUUUCUACCUGCCCGGACUGAACCGGGUCGGAAAGGCGAGACUAGUGGAUUUUCCAGGGAUUGAUAUCCGAACCCCGGAUUUGACGGACUAUAACAGCCACCACACAGGCACAGGACACCGGCGGUUGCAUGUGUAUCGAGCUUUGAGUGCUAUGGAUGUGGACUCCGAUAUGUCUGCGGCGGCACAUGCAUUCGUUUCGGAUCGUGCGGGUCUGAGUGUGCUGACGAAUGCCUUCGGUGCAAACCACCUGGGGGUCGCCGGUAGUCUCAACCACAAAAUAGUUUUCCAUGUCAAUCCAGAUGACCUAAAGCUUGAUGAUACUACCUGGUUCAUUCAAGAAAUGUCUAGCCCCCGGGGUGGAGAGGGCCGCGGAGCCAUCGAGAGUCGGAUUUGGGGUCCUUCCGGGAUAUUGGUGGCAUCGACAAUGCAGGACGCAAUGUAUCGAACCCCCCUUCCAUCUAAACUGUCGUAG
Aspergillus ochraceoroseus IBT 24754 is the source of this 996-nucleotide messenger RNA. RefSeq lists its product as uncharacterized. Gene Ontology annotation, biological process: acyl-CoA metabolic process; fatty acid catabolic process. Bases 1 to 996 code for a protein of 331 amino acids. The transcript has a single exon. Gene Ontology annotation, molecular function: fatty acyl-CoA hydrolase activity. The record is from RefSeq and is a predicted model, not a curated record. NCBI's taxonomy places the organism in Eukaryota, Fungi, Ascomycota, Eurotiomycetes, Eurotiales, Aspergillaceae. Gene Ontology annotation, cellular component: peroxisomal matrix.